CGCCACCUGCAGCCAUGUGUUCAGAUAUAAGGCGGUAAUACUAAGGGGUACCUUCAUUCCUAAUAUAUAUUCUCCCUCAUUCUCUCCCUUUCCUUUCUCCCUCCCCUCUUCAUGGACGAUCCCCAUGGCUUUCCUUACAACCGCAAGCGCAAGGCCGACAGCGACGACCAGGACCCCUCCUCGACCGAUGCUGUAGUCGACGCCAUGCUCGUCGACCAACCGUCCUCAGGAGUGUCUUGCAGUGCCCCACGACAGUCCUGGCUGCGUACCGGCGCCAUUUGGGAUACGGGGGAGCAACAACUUGCCAGCCCCGCGAAACGUCCUCGCCACGAGACAGCCAAGAUGCCUCCGAGGGCAAUGCCUUCCAGGCAUCUCGCACUAGCACGGAGAUUCCCAGUCAAAAUGCCUCCUGCAAAGCCGCCGCCAAUUGAUAGAUAUGGCAGCGACGUCGAGGACCUUGGCAUUGUAUGUGGCACAGAUCCUGGGCCGUCGACAGGUUCUCUCCUUCACCUUAGAGACACUCCUGUGGUCGCGAAAUGUGUCUUGCGCCCACCAGACGCAGCCCAGCCCAUGCACGUAGAAGCAAAUUCACCGCAUAUACCACCUCAACUGCCGCUUGUCAACAGGCACAGUCUGAAAGAGUUGGAUCUGGACGUCAUUCUUCGCAGCCCACAACUUCGCCACGACUUGCUGUUCGAUUCCGGUCUUCAUUUCCGACCAACAGGCAGCAGACGGAAACGCGAGCUUUCUGAAAAGUACUGGAAUGCAGUUGUUCAGGAACUCGAGUCAGGCUGCACAUGCAUAUCCUUCGACGUGCAUGGUCAGCCUCAUUUACCCGUCGUUUGCGCUUGUCAUCAUCCUUCGCCUUCCGAUGUUCCCGUCUCUGUAUUUUCACCUUCUCUUCGUGUUGUAACGCUGCGAAUGCCGUCCCGCAUUCGGCCACUCCUUUCAGAAUUCCUAGAGGUCCUUCUUCUCGUUCUCCAACCCCUCUCAAGCAUAUCUGGCAUGUACGUAAAUCCUGGAUCCUUCAAAUCCCAGAUCCAGGAACAUACGGCCCAGGCCAGCCACAUUCGCUCUAUAUUCGAUCCGUCACUUAUCGAGCAAGAGCUUAAGCAUCGGGUUUUCGACCCUUCGGGAUUGUUCCGCGCUAUUGGUUCCACGCUCAAAGCCCACUGCGCUCCCAUAAGGGACCAGGCAGUUGAGGGCAUGGUCGAGGCGGCUGAGGCGUGCAAACCUGGCUGCCAGAUCGGCAAGGGGGAUCCUAUGAAGGCUAUUCGGCUUUGUAUGGACAUCUUAGAACUCAUGAAAUUGGACAUCGCGAACCAUCAACUGCAAACAUUGCGUCCCUAUCUCAAGCGAACGUCAGGUCACUGGGAGCUCAAAACUUUCAAAAGCCGUAAACUCUCCUCUUCCUUGACUGUCACUCGGGAGUGGAUAUGGCGAUCCCACUCGUCUAUGCUUUCACGUACAGCUGUCCUUUUGCACCCAUCAUACUCAGAUGGCCUAAGAUACCCUCAACUGAAACGAAAUCAACAAAUUUACAUCGCUGCCCUUAAAGGUCUCACUGAUCUUGUUUUUAAUCCGCCAACACGCAUCUCGCCAUCAUCAUUGCCCAGUCCUUCCUCUACACCGCCGACAUCGCCUACCGCCCCACUCCCGGGCUUCCCAGAAACGUGUUAUCUCGAUAACAACCGUCUGGUGUUGCUUAGCGCAGAUGUUGCUGAUCUGACAGCAAUGUUCAUGUUUCUGCUUCUGUACCGACAGUUGCUGUGUUCGGUAAACCCCGCCGUAACUCCGCACCAACAAGCCCCCAAGGUGGACGAGGCGUUUUUAGUGAAGCUCAAAAAUGAAAUCCGAGACAUCGGAUCCUCUCGCAUCGGCUACUGUUUCCUCGAACAGGAUUCUUUUAAGGACGGUGAUGAAAAAUGGCUACGCGUAAAACAGGAUGUUGUCCUGCAGAUUGCCAUGCGAGCUAAGGAAGGUCAAAACAAAGCGUAUUUAUGUUCUCUUUUCCGGCCUACAUUAUCAUCAACAGUAUCAGCACCCUCAUCUCCACUGUCACCAGCGCCACCUCUAUCUCCAUCACCUUCGCCAUCCCCCGCAUCGUCACCUUCGCCUCGUUUAUCGCCUUCGUGUCUAUGCAUCGGCCCCUCUCCAGACGAACGUACCCUCAGCGUAGCUCAAAAAUGGGCGGAUCUCAACAUCCAGCCGAACUCUUACCUUACGAUACUGCUUCGUAACCGCCUUCGUGACGUCGUAUUUAAUGCAGUCGUCGCUCUCUGCUACCCGGGCAGGGACUCUUCAACUGGACAGCUGUCGUCUGUUGAUUUCUUCUCGAUGAUUUCCUCCACUUCACGGUCAACCGUGAAUAUCGGAACGGCGACCGGUAUGGAACCUCUAGCCGGGGAGAUUCGUACCCUCGCAGAGAAAAUAUCUCGGCUGGCGCUCGUCCACCUCAAUGCAUAUCUACCAUUAUACGAGCAUCCUAAAUUUUUGUCAUUGAUGGCGUGAGGGACGAAUUGCGCCCUUCGCCUUUUAAUAAUCUUUAGUUUCAUCAUUUAUCAGCAUCUUCGACCCCGGACGAUUUCGUGAUACCUCUUCAUCAGGCUCAUAAUUAUUACACGCAUUAUCUUUUGGGCAUCUGCAUAUCUUUCUACAUCCCUGUUUAUGGUUUGUAUGCUACUCAUGACGGUGUACGAGACUAAUUUUGGCAGUUGAAAUCAAAAUAAUACAUACAUUGCGUACAUUGAAACACAUCCAAUGAAAAAAUGGGUAUCCUUAACCGGAG
Molecule: messenger RNA, 2788 nt
Organism: Guyanagaster necrorhizus
Lineage: Eukaryota; Fungi; Basidiomycota; Agaricomycetes; Agaricales; Physalacriaceae
Exons: 3
Coding region: 112-2511 (799 amino acids)
Source: RefSeq, a predicted model, not a curated record